This is a messenger RNA of Aureobasidium uvarum, 4758 nucleotides long. The record is from the annotation of a GenBank genome assembly. Lineage: Eukaryota; Fungi; Ascomycota; Dothideomycetes; Dothideales; Saccotheciaceae.
AUGUCGACCACAGACCCCGCGUCCUCACCGGACAUCAUGAACGAUCCGCAAUUCGACCCUUCCGAGACCAGCGACAAGUCGCCUGCUGAGGGCGACACGUGCAGGAUAUGUCGUAGCGAGGGUUCCGCCGCAGAGCCGCUCUUCUACCCCUGCAAGUGCAGUGGCAGCAUCAAGUUCGUCCAUCAGGACUGCUUGAUGGAGUGGCUGUCGCACUCCAACAAGAAGCACUGCGAGCUCUGCAAGACGCCCUUCCGCUUCACAAAGCUCUACGACUCGCACAUGCCUCAAACCCUUCCGCUGCCCAUUUUCGCAAAGAGAGCCUGCCUGCACACCUUGAACUACCUGUUGACCUGGGCUCGCGCUGUCACUGUCGCCCUUGUCUGGCUUGUUCUACUCCCUUGGUGCAUCCGUUGGUCAUGGAGAGGUCUCUUCUGGAUCUUGGACGCAGGAUGGGCAAGAGACCCUUGGCUGGCGAAGAUGGCCCAUGCUGCCCACCAAAAUAAUAGCUCGACCUCUGCAAACGCCGCUCCUGCCGACAAGGAACCCUUCGGUCUAAGCCUGGGCAAGUUCCUAGUGAACACUCUAUUUUAUCCAUUGAAGCCCCUCGGCCAACCAGCCAUGUACUCUGCUCUAAACACACAGCCCGAAGCCUCGUUCGUACCACCUUAUUCUAGCUUGCUGUCUGACGUCAAGGCUGUAAAUAAUCUGACAUCUCAUGUCUGGCUCAACCGCUUUAUCCUCGAUGUGCUCGAGGGCGACAUAAUCACCAUCAACGUUGUAGUCGCAUUCAUUCUCGUUUUUCUGAUUCGGGAGUGGGUCGUUCAACAGCAACCCAUUAUUAACGCUGCCGCUCACAUUCGCGAUGCAGAGAUACAACUGGAUGUAGCUGAACGAGCUGCUCAACGUCUACAGGAUCUCGAGGCUGCUGCAUUGCAAGACGAGACUCUUCGGCCUGCAGUAGAGCGUUAUCGGCAUAUUUUUGACCAGCUUCCGGGCGACCGUGAAUAUCCCGAAGUUGACAGUACACAGUUCAUUGGCUGGUAUUCGAUGGAAACUCUUAUGGAUAAUGCAGGAAUGCCUCAUGAAUUUGAGGGCGAGGACCAUGAGGACUUCAUGGAAGGAUUCGAGGAAGCUGGCGAGGAACUCCUCGAACAGAUCAAACUUGCUGAAGACUCCGGUAUAUCCCGCGCUGAUAUUGCGGAGAAUUUAUGGGCUAUUCUGGACAAUCUAGAUCCUACUGAAAAGGAUCUCUGGCGCAAAUAUCUGCUUAGAGAGGGUGAAACUAAGUACAUGUUGUUGAGCAAUCUUCCUCAUGACAAGAUUGGUUUCUCCGAUGAUGAACAUUCUGGAGCAGGACCUGCGCCUGUUGAAUCUGAGGCGGAAAGCGACACAGAUGAUGACAAUGCGGACGAGCCCCGCAGACGACCGGCAAUGCUUCCAAGGGACGCAUCCUCACAUGCCCAGAGGGUUAUACAGUCGCUUGAGGAGCCCUCAAACAACUCUGAGAAUGGUGAUCAUAGGGAUAAUGAGCUCGAUGGUGAAAGCAGCAGCGGGAGUUGGCAAUCAAUCACGGCUUCUUCCAACUCAGAGCCACCGGAUANNCCACAACAACACCGCAUUCUGCCUUGCCCAUCACGGACAAUUUGCGAAACAAUCAGGGAACCACUUCUGAUAACACAACAGGCCGUGAGCGUACGACCGAAUCUCAACCUGCAGAUGCCACCACAGAGUCAAACGAGAAUCCUUCUGAUGAAAUUGGGCCCGAUCUCUAGAUUAUUUGACUGGUUCUGGGCUGACAUCGUGGUUGAGGAGGAUGAGAACGACCCCUUGCCUGGUAUCUUCGACGAAGAGAUCGUCCGCAAUGAGGCAGAAGAAGCACCUUUUGUUCACGUCCAUGGUGGAGAGCAUGUCCACGAACCCGAAAAUGCGCCGGACCCUGACGUCCUUCAAGCUGCGGCUGACGCUGGUUUGGAUGCUGAAGCCAUCGAAGAUGCUGAGGAUCUUGAGGGUGUCCUCGAGUUAAUUGGCAUGCAAGGCCCCUUAGCUGGAUUGGCGCAAACAGCCGUUNUUUGUGGCUUCCUGAUCACAGCUACCCUUUGGAUUGCCAUUGGCGUACCAUACUUUUUCGGAAAGAUUGCUCUACUCUUCCUCGGUGAUCCGAUCACAUCUAUGAUCAUGACUCCGCUGCGCCUUGUUUCUGCGGUUGCAGAUGCGAUUGUGGACAUCACUGUCUAUGUUGGCGGCGCAGCUACGUACUUUGGUUCCCAGAUGCUGACGCAACUACUCUCCGUUCUCCUUGGCUCUAUCUUUCAAAAGCUGGGCCUCGGAUAUGUGGAGUCUUUGGCAAAGCGCGCUCACCAUGCAGCGAACGGGGCUGGCGUACGUCUGACUGAACUAUUCGAUGGUGACGGACCAGUUGAGCUUGGGCCAUUGAUGAAAUCCAUGCAGGCACGUCAAUCCCUUUUGAGCCUGAAAGCGGAAGCUGCUCAGAUGGUGGGAUUUGUUGUCAGAGGUGUAUCGGGUAUUCUGUAUCACAUGCAGAACUCGACCGCACCAGAUAUGCUCAAAGUCAUCCACGAAACAGCUGCAAGAUCAUUCCAGCAUACAGCGGCAAGCUUCACUUGGAUCCGUACAAUUCUCCGAGAAGGACUGUCUGAAGCUGUAAGCGAUGGGACUUUCACCUUCACCAUCAAGCAAGAUGACAGCACUCUGGAUCCCUCGUUGGCUGUCUGGACCAACGAAGAUCGCUGUUUGACAGUCUUGGUUGGAUACAUUCUACUCGCCAUGAUCGGCACAAUGUAUCUGUUGCGCAAAGACUCGCUCUUCAGCUCACCAAGCCUGCAAAGUAUCGAAAAGAGCUUUGCGGAUCUCCUCAAGCAAGCCGGUGGUGUACUCAAGGUCAUUUUGAUCAUCAGCAUCGAAAUGCUCGCGUUUCCACUUUACUGCGGCAUGCUUCUGGAUUCUGCUUUGCUUCCACUUUUCGAGAAUGCAUCACUCGCUUCCCGACUUGCAUUUGCCAGCCGCUCUCCGUGGCUGUUUGUAUUCUUGCAUUGGUUCAUUGGCACUUGCUACAUGUUCCAUUUUGCGCUAUUCGUUUCGAUGUGUCGGAGAGUCUUGCGUAGUGGAGUUCUUUACUUUAUAAGAGAUCCCGAUGAUCCAACCUUUCACCCAGUUCGUGACGUCCUGGAGCGCAGUGUCACCACCCAGCUUCGCAAGAUCGCGUUCAGUGGACUUGUGUAUGGUGGACUGGUGAUCGUCUGCCUUGGCGGUGCUAUUUGGGGCACUUCACGAUUUGGAGUGUUUCCCAUCCGAUGGGCCAGGCCAGAGGCGGAUCUCGAGUUCCCCAUCGACUUCCUAGGAUACAACCUCCUCGCUCCUGUGGUAGCUGCCUACCUAUUUCCUUCCAAAGGAAUGGAGAAAGUCUUUGGCAAAUGGCUCAAGCUCUGUGCCCGUUCUCUACGACUUUCUCAAUUCCUCUUCGGCGAACGACGCAAGAUCGAAGAAGGUCAUCUGCAAGGAGAAUCGUGGAUCAGCAAACUCAAUCCUUGGAAAGACCAGCGCGCAAUUGUAAGAUCCAAGAACUUUGUCAAGGAUGGCAAGUACGUUCGAGCACCUGCCACCGAUCAGGUUAGGAUCCCUCGAGGCGAAAGGGUGUUCUUGGAGGUCAACGAAGACGACCAACGAGUGGAUGGUUCAAAUAUCAGCAAUGGUAUUCAUGGGCGACAACCCGAGAACUUUAUCCAGGUGUAUAUCCCACCAUGGUUCCGCGUACGAAUUCUCACAUUCAUCUCGUGUCUGUGGAUGUUUGCCAUCGCCAUGGGCUUUGGAGUCACUGUCGUUCCAAUGAUCUUUGGACGUCAGAUUGUUUCAAUCAUGGCUCCUCAUCGCGUUGCACCCAACGAUUUAUACAACUUUGCUGUCGGCAUCACCGUCCUGGGAGUAGUGCUCCAAGCUCUCUUUAACGGACAAAGGGCAUUGGAAAGUAUCAGGCACACAACCUCGAGACAGAAUUUGGCUGCUGUCGGCGUCAACGUUAGAAAGCAGACUUGGCGUUUGGUUCGAAGCGCUUAUGUGUACGGAUUUGCUGUGGUCAUUGUCCCGACUCUCUUCGCCCUGGUCUUGGAGCUCUAUUUUAUUCUGCCACUUCGCACCUAUAUGGGUCCGGCAGCUCUCACUCAGGNNGGGAGCGCGAGUGCCGUUCCGGACCACUCGCUAGGAGCCCAGGUCACACUGAAUAACACAACGCUCGCAGACUUCGCAAAGGCACAAACUGCGGAACUGGUAGUGGCAUCGCACACUUUCCACAUCCUCCAAGACUGGACUUUAGGAUUCAUCUACGGGAGAGUUGUUUUGCGUCUGCUGCUCCUGUCACGUACUUCUCGCCCCGCUGCGGCAUUGCGAAUGAUUACCCGCGAUGGAUUCACUAAUCCCAACGUCAAAUUGGCUACUCGUGCAUUUGUGUUGCCAACACUACUGCUGUUCUCAAUCAUCUUGAUCUGUCCUCUCCUGAUUGCGUCGGUUCUGGAUGUCACGAACUUGAUAUCUGACAGUAUCCGUACCAAGGUCUAUCGAUAUAGCUAUCCGAUAUGUGCCAGCCAGGUACUAGGUUUGUGGUGUACUUGGGAGUUGAGCGAGGGACUGCGUCGAUGGAGAGGUCGCAUCAAGGAUGAAGUGUACCUCAUCGGAGAGCGACUCCACAACCUGGGUGAGAGAAGGCCACCAGAGGGUAGCAAGAGCGUCGUUCGCAGACAUAGCUAG